AUGGCGGCAGUUUCAAACUGCUUGAUCAAGUUCGGCUUGAUCCUCUGCAUCCUAGUCUACCUCGAGUCAACAUGCCUUUUCGUGCUCGCGAGGAGUCCUUUAGUUCCAGAUCGUGAAGCCGCUGAGCGAAACUACAUCCACAUAUUCAACUCGAUUCAAGCUGCUGGGAGACAAUGGGGUUCGGCGAUAUAUCACAAUGGUCUGAGCUUUUUCCCCGUGGUUAUGCCAAUGGGCACCCUGUUGUAUCAUGGAUCCCAGAGCCGUGACCUUCCACCAGGUCCGGAAUGGAUGGCUUUCGAAGUCGAGCAUGCUGAAGCUUUUGCAUUUUCUGCAAAGAAAAAGAACGGGGAAGACGACGACCAAAGCGAUGUCACGGCCCGACAUUCCUUAGAUCAAAAACCAAUUACACUACCGAUAAACCAACCCAAGGGCAGCUCUACUUACUUCAGAGGAUAUCUCCACACUUACAGGGCAAAUAGAGAUUUAAACAUACUCUACGUGGACGGUAUGAGUGCCGGAAAAUCGUUCAUGGGAACCCUGGAUACUCAAGACUUGGUUCUCCGCGAAAAUAACACUUCGGAAACAUGGGGCCCAUUUAUGGACGAAAUAGAACGAGCUGAGAGCAUCUGCCAGCUGUUGACUCAGCUAAAAUAUGAUGGCCUCAUGCGAAUGGAGAUGGGGUUUGAGCUUAUUUAUUGCGACUUCGCCAAUGGUGUUGAUCGGAUCAUGAUGACACGGUCUGCGAUACACGACGAAAAGUCGUUUGAAUCGAACAUGAACCCUUUUCAGUGGGCUAGAGCUGCCGCUGAGCGAUACGAUGGUAUUGGAGGCGAUAGAGCAAGGCUUGACUUCUCAUCUAUGGUUUCAGCAUACUUCUUUCCUGUCAAUAUCUCAAACACUGAUCCGGACCGGCCAGAUCUCCACCGCCUCGCUAAUGCCAAUCUGGAAGACCUGAAGGACAUCAAUAGACACCUUCAAGGUAUUCUGAAAGCCCCUCGAAGGUUCAAGGUAAAUUGGCAGGCGGUUGUAGACAUGAUCGUUGCGAGAUAUUCCCAUAGAUUGGCGCUUCUUGCUUCACCAGAGCAGCCACUUGAAGUGUUCUCGAACGAGUUAGAAAUUGCGACUCAAGCAUAUGUCAACGCACCACCUCGCAACGGUGACAUAAGCGUUCAAGAGAACCCGGACGCCAAUCUCACCACUGAUGCGCUUUUAGCUUGUAAGCAGCAUUAUCUGUUGCCAACGUAUCUCGAUCGAGAUUCUUCCUGGGGCUUGGAGGAUCACCUCAUUCAUGCAGCGAUAUACAGAGUCACGACUCAUAUAUGCGACACGUUUUUCAAUGCCAGAGCAAUCAUGGUUGAUGACCACGAUGAUCACAACCGGAGUCUUGGAGGGCUGGCGAACCACGAUAAAAGGCUCGAUAAGUUAACCGCCGCCAGGCAUUUGUUCGUCACCCUGAAACAGACGUUGGCUUGGUCAACUUGGCGGAAACCGGAAAUUUGUGCAGCCGACGAACUACUUCUGACCGUGAUGUGGCCGUUGGGAACCAGUGAUGACUACUGGAAACCUGGUUGUCGCACUUAUGAUCAAGUCAAUUUCGCAAGACAUGGAUACUGGAAACCAGAUUUUGAGAUAUAUUGA
Messenger RNA from Pochonia chlamydosporia 170, 1638 nucleotides. RefSeq lists its product as hypothetical. The transcript has a single exon. The record is from RefSeq and is a predicted model, not a curated record. Lineage: Eukaryota; Fungi; Ascomycota; Sordariomycetes; Hypocreales; Clavicipitaceae. The coding region runs from base 1 to 1638 and encodes 545 amino acids.